AUGCGUGCCGCCGUCGCCAGUACGGAUCACGUUGGCGAACGACAGGCAGUUUUCCACGAACGACUGGUUGUAUGGAAAGCCACCUCCACCGCCACGUCGUCAGUCGUACCCGCCGCAAAGAUGACGCUGUCGUGGAUCCCGCCUCGCCGACGGUUGAAAGUCCGAACGAAGCUCCGAACUCCACCAUCGAAACGGAACGUGAUAUCGUUGUGCGGCCAGUGCGUCUCCUCGUGCCAAUCGCUGCGAAGACGGAUCGUGAGGCCUUGGUUCAGAUACGCCAUCUCCCGCAACCUGGUAGUAACCCCGUCCCAGUCGUACGCAACCUCCGGGAACACAUUGCUGUCCGGCAACCAAGUAACCUUGGUGCCGUUCCCUGGGAGGUCCGACGAUGUCUGCCUUCGCUGCGACAUGUCGUUAACCGUGAUACCUCGUUCGAAGCGCUGCGAGAUAGACGUAUCCAUCACGCCGCACUUCAACCACCGUCCACUCGGACAGCGCGUUCACUACCGAGGCGCCGACGCCAUGCAGGCCGCCGGAAACCUGAUAGCCCUUGCCACCGAAUUUACCUCCGGCGUGAAGGGUAGUCAUUACCGUUUCUAG
Molecule: messenger RNA, 600 nt
Organism: Geodia barretti
Lineage: Eukaryota; Metazoa; Porifera; Demospongiae; Tetractinellida; Geodiidae
Source: the annotation of a GenBank genome assembly